GUCAGCUUCCUGUUGGCUGGAGUGGCAGCGAUAUCACCCAAUGGCUGCCUAUAUCAUUUCGGCGCCAACUAAUAGGCAGGAGUGCUGUCUGCGGCUUCUGAUUGGCUCCUUCGAUCUGCUAUAAAAGACACGUGCCGGACCGUGGCCCUUCUCUUUCCAGGCGUCCUCGUGAGAGUGACAUCGUCUUUAAACCCUGCGUGGCAAUCCCUGACGCACCGCCGUGAUGCCCAGGGAAGACAGGGCGACCUGGAAAUCCAACUACUUCGUUAAGAUCGUCCAACUUUUGGAUGAUUAUCCAAAAUGCUUCAUUGUGGGAGCAGACAAUGUGGGCUCCAAGCAGAUGCAGCAGAUCCGCAUGUCCCUCCGAGGGAAGGCUGUGGUGCUGAUGGGCAAGAACACCAUGAUGCGAAAGGCCAUCCGAGGGCAUCUGGAAAACAACCCAGCUCUGGAGAAACUGUUGCCUCAUAUCCGGGGGAAUGUGGGCUUUGUGUUCACCAAGGAGGACCUCACUGAGAUCAGGGAUAUGCUGUUGGCCAAUAAGGUGCCAGCUGCUGCCCGUGCUGGUGCCAUUGCACCAUGUGAAGUCACUGUGCCAGCCCAGAACACUGGUCUGGGACCUGAGAAGACCUCCUUCUUCCAGGCUCUGGGCAUCACCACUAAAAUCUCCAGGGGCACCAUUGAAAUCCUGAGUGAUGUACAGCUGAUUAAGACUGGAGACAAAGUGGGAGCCAGCGAGGCCACCCUCCUGAACAUGUUGAACAUCUCCCCAUUCUCCUUUGGGCUGGUCAUUCAGCAGGUGUUCGACAAUGGCAGCAUCUACAACCCUGAAGUGCUUGACAUUACAGAGGAAGCUCUGCAUUCUCGCUUUCUGGAGGGUGUCCGCAAUGUUGCCAGUGUUUGUCUGCAGAUUGCUUACCCAACUGUUGCAUCAGUGCCUCAUUCUAUCAUCAAUGGGUACAAGCGGGUCCUGGCCUUGUCUGUGGAAACUGAUUACACCUUCCCACUUGCUGAAAAGGUCAAGGCCUUCUUGGCUGAUCCAUCUGCAUUUGUGGCUGCUGCCCCUGUCACUGCUGGCAACACCGCUGCUCCUGCUGCUGCGGCUGCCCCAGCCAAGGUUGAAGCCAAGGAAGAGUCGGAGGAGUCUGAUGAGGAUAUGGGAUUUGGUCUCUUUGACUAAUCACCAAAAAGCAAACUACUCAGCCUGCCUGAUUGGCAAAACAAGGAAUAAAGGCGUAAUUCAUCAGUU
This is a messenger RNA of Heterocephalus glaber (naked mole-rat), 1246 nucleotides long. RefSeq names its product ribosomal protein lateral stalk subunit P0 (gene Rplp0). Gene Ontology annotation, biological process: cytoplasmic translation; ribosomal large subunit assembly; ribosome biogenesis. The record is from RefSeq and is a predicted model, not a curated record. Lineage: Eukaryota; Metazoa; Chordata; Mammalia; Rodentia; Bathyergidae. Gene Ontology annotation, cellular component: cytosolic large ribosomal subunit. Gene Ontology annotation, molecular function: structural constituent of ribosome; large ribosomal subunit rRNA binding.